This is a messenger RNA of Lytechinus pictus (painted urchin), 5446 nucleotides long. RefSeq lists its product as uncharacterized. NCBI's taxonomy places the organism in Eukaryota, Metazoa, Echinodermata, Echinoidea, Temnopleuroida, Toxopneustidae. The record is from RefSeq and is a predicted model, not a curated record. The transcript is spliced from 9 exons. Bases 1 to 831 code for a protein of 276 amino acids.
AUGCAGCACAUCUUUGGGUCAUUGCUUUCAAGACAUUCCACGCACCAACUCCUUUACAGAGUCUGGAAAAAUGCCAAGGGUGAGACUGAGUCAAUGAGCCCAAGUUCCAGUCUCCAAGGGGACAGCGAUGAAGAAGACAUUCCAGGGGAAAGUGAAGAUGAGGAUGAGCUAGAUAUGGAACACGACGGUCCCAACGGUCGUGUCUUGCCUCCAGUUAGUGUUCAUGAGUACCAGAGAUUGGAAUCGUCCCGCUUUUCAGAUUCAUAUGGGGGUGGGUCUCACCCUCACCAAGGUAGCCCGCGGCAACCACACCUGCCCUCCGACCAAUCACAUUCCAUGGGUGACUCGCCCGACCUCGGCCACCGGUCACAUACAGGUUACCAUCAUCAGCUCAGUCAAAUGUUAUGUUCAGUCAGCAUAUUCAAAUCAAUUAAAAGGCUAGGGAACUCCCUGAAGCAGCUACCUCAAUAUCAACCGUUCUUACUACUUAUUGGCAUCUUACUUUUGUGCCUGACCUUCUCAGCAGCAGUACUCUCCAUCAGGAUCUGGCGGCUUCAACCACACAUGGCCACCCCAUCGCAAACAUCAGCCCAUGAGUCCGUCCACCUUGAAAAUAUGGAUAAUAUUGGGAAUCUAUUUCUAUCAGAACAACAUAAACACCAAGAGAAAGUAUCCCAUAUACAGGACACACUUUCAGCCAAUCUCAAGACAUUAUUACAGGUCCAGUCGUCAUUACACCACCUGAACACGAAGUCAUCUGAAAAUUCAAAUCCACCACAUCGGAGCGAAUCAUCAUCAUCGCCUGACAGGGGACAGAAGGAGGAUUUAUAGUACUGGUCAUUGGUCUGCUGCUGGUCCUACCAAAGCUGCAAUUCAUUCCAGACCUGACCGGCGCCCUCUGUUGUUGGUCUUUCAACUAGGAGGCUCCAAUUCCUCUACCCUCUCUCUGUAGGAUCCAGCAGACCAACCCUUAAAUUACUACACUGGCCAGUGAGUGGAACAAGAUGCACAUGAAGUCCUUUUAAUAGUAAAGUUAUUUCACUUGCUUGUGACGAGUAAGAUCAUUGACCACGUCACCGUUGAAGAUGACCUCCGAAGUUCUCGAAGCAUUCUCAGAGUCUGUCCACCACACUGCUAUUUUAAGUCACUCAGAAUUUGUGACAAAGAGCCAGGUGGCUAUGAAAGAAAUCCCUUCGCACGUGGCUUCCAUUCAGUUACAACCUUUUAGCAUGAAGAACGUUUCAUAUCUCGAUUGUCGCAGGACCACCAAAGUUUUGACGUCUCCGUGGAUAGUGAAAUUGAUCUGACUGACAGUGUGCAUAGAAAGCAGCUCAUUUUAUUCAUCAUUCCUGAAGCCCUUCAUGCCAAACGAUACUAAACGAGUUUAAUUUCACCUCUUAAUGUCGCCAACAACAUUAUUGUAAUUGUCAUUGUAUAGUCGCCAUUUAAAUGCAGAUUUUGACAUUUGACACUUAAAGAAAGUGAAAAUAAAGGACAUGUUAUUGGGGGGGGGUUCAAGUUUCUCUUCACUUAUGUUUUGUUUGUUUCACAUUGUUUUAUAUUUUGCCUAAUCACAUGGCUGUCCAGUGAGGACAGUAUUAAUUUGCAAUAUUGUUGUGCCAUUAAUGGAUACCUCACGAUAUACGAUUUCAUGUUGAUUGAUCAAAACAUUCUUUAAGGAACCGUUUGACCCGCUGCUACCCGACAUAACCUACAAAGAAACUGAUAGUUGUUAUAUGCACCGGUGAAGGUACAGGAAUCUUUGUUUGUUAUGGGGCAUUGCAAGAAACUUGCAAUCAAUUUCAAGGCAAAUUUAAGUCAUAAAAUCAAUCACAUGUCUUAUAAUUGAUUGCCAAUUUGCAUUUGAUUACAGGUCUGCUUCAUGCAUUCAACAAGUAUGUAUUGAUUUGCUUGAGUUAAAAUUGAUCUAUCAAUUGUGAAUUUGCAACUUUGCAAUUGAUUGCCAAUAUUUUCUUGCAACACCCCCUAAGUCUCUUAUUACUUAAUCUGAUAGACUGGUUGAUUUUUUAGAAAGGUAUAGCAAUGGAUGAGAGAAAUAACUUUCCUCCUUUGAUUUGUUGAGGCAUUAGUUGUUUGUCCCUUUGAGUGCGUCGUCCAGCUUUUGACCACUUUUUGCUUGUCUGUCAUUCAGUCAGGAAAAAUCCACCAUCUCAGUCAUCAUCAUCACUAUCAUCGUUAUCAUCAUCAUCAUCUUCAUCAGUAUCACCACCACCACCAUCACAUUAUCUUCAGCCAUGUGCUUAUGUUAUAAACCUACACUAUAUGUAUAGUGAUGCUAUGGAUUUACACUUGUGCUGCAUGCAUUGUACUAGAUAUAGAUGACUAAAAUGAAAGAAAACAAAUGACAAUCAUAUCUGCACUCUUUGGUGUAAUGCUUGCUGAUUUAUUCACAUUUUCAUAGACCAACGACCAGUUUGUCUAAUCACCAUUUGGUCUUACGCUUCAUAAUAAUAAUAUAAUAUAGGGUAUCUAUAUUGCGCACAUAUCCACCUUGUUAGGUGCUCAAGGCGCUCCUAUAUUACCCGGCUAAGCUAGGCGUUCAUAGCGCACACAGCUUUCAUCCACGUACCAUUCUGCCAAUUUUCCAUUUAUAGAUGAUACCCAUUUUCUAGCAUGUCGAGCAGAAGGCAUAUGCUGCGCUCAAUAAAAUGAAACUCUCUGCAUGCCAAUAAGAAUGGUCUAAAAAAAAAUGAAGUAAUUAAGCAUUUAUGUUGGCUCGGUGCAUAGAAUUUUCUCCUGAUGAGUUAAUUCAAUUAUUUUAUUGUCAUGUUCAAUGAUUAAAAACACAAAAAUUGUCCUCAGACUCUUAUUAACAAAAAGUUUUUUGUUUUUAGCUGAGUGGUCACUUCUGGUGACUAGACAGAGUGAUUAUUAGGCCAAGUGGAUUUUAGACCAAGUGGUAACAACACCAAAUUCCUUUUUAACAGUAAACCGAAUGAAUAAAGCCUGUAGGAUUGAUUAUGCUCCUGGCUGGCAAAGAGGUAAUAGAGAAAUCUGUCUAUUGGACCAACUGGAAUGGACCAAACGGUAUUGCACUAAUUGACAGUAAACACCCGAUGAUUUGAAAUGAGAAUUUCUGUCAAGGAAAAGUUUGACUUACUAAUCUCUUCCAAUCCUAGAUAUUACGUUCCUUUCGGAUCCUUUGACAAGGUGUUCCAUAAAAAAUGUUGUAGACCAAUUUGUUGACCAAUUUGUUGAAUCCAGUUUGGUAAGAUUAUUUGAUGUUUAUAGGCUUUACUUGACAAGAUUUGGGGCAAACUUAAUUGCAGUAAAACCGGUGUGCAUGACCAAAACAGUGAAUUGCUUUUUUAUCUUGUUAUUUAUGACAUUUUAAACAAAAUCAAUGCAAAAUUGGUAAUCUGUGAAAUUGUAGCUAAGAAGUAAUUUCGAUAGUAUUUUAGUGGUCACAGAAUUGAGGUUUAUUAACUACUUAAAGAUAUAAAAUGAAAUCCAUAUUAAGGCUCUUUGUGAACAUGAAAUCCUCAAGUUUUUACAAUGUGUAUUCUACCAAUCAAAAUUAUUAUUCCACGAAAGUUAUGCAGACUUCAAAAAGGCAUAAAAAUUGAGUGUCACAUAAGUACUUAAGUUGUAUUCAACUUGAAAAUGGAUGGGGGAAAUUAUACAAAUACAUCAUAGGACUGAUUCACAAAGUCGGCAAGCCCUCAAAAAGUAGCUUCUUUUAUCCAAGUGAUAUUCAUGACUAGAGGGUUUUUGCAUUGUUAAUGAGCUUGGUGCGGACGAUAACACCUCUUUUUAUUCGGCCAAUGCUGCUCUAAAUAUUGACCAAAUUUCAUGUUUUUUGUAUCUUUGUAAAGAAGAAAUAUAAUUCUUUCAGGUCAUGUGUCUGGAUUUUUAAAAAGAUUUUGUAACAUAGGUGAAACUUUUGAUCUAAAACAUGAAACAAAAUAACUAUUUUCAUGCAACAAAACUUGUUGUUUUUACACUUAAUUUCUGGUUGGGCCCAAAUAAUUUUUAGAUUAUGAUAAAGCUGAAGAUCUAAGCUUUAAUAUGAUAUAAUUUUUAUAAGAAGAGGUAUCUUAGAUGGGUCAGCAGCCAUCUUUUCGUAGGCCAAGUACAUUUAGCAGUUUAAAAACAAGAAUACUGUGCUCUGAUUGGUCAUAGAGACCACACACCCACGCAAAUUCCAAUGUUCCCCACACUGGGCCUCUGAAGGUCACACUCACCAUGUGGUAAUCUCUUCAAAUUACCCCCGCCUGUUGUUUUGAAAACACUAUUCAACCAAUCAGAACUCUGGAUUUUAUGCUACUCAGAAAUUUCAGAAAUCUCGUCUUGCAUUUUGGUGGAAAAAGCUGGCUGCUUACCCAUCUAAAAGAUGCCACAUAUCAAGAGUGAAAUUGUAAGAAAGUAUAGAGUUUGAGCUUUCUGAUGAUACAAAUAAUGUUUGUGCCUAAAACACAUAAUUUUGCACAAUAUGCAAGAGAAAAAAGAGGAAGAAAAGCAUCUUUUCAUGCCUAAAAUUCACUUAGUUAUCAAAAUAUUUUAUUCAAAAGAAAUAUUCAGUAUAAAAGAGUAACAUUUACUCUUUCAUAUGGUACAAAAUAAUCAAUUUUACUCAAGGAGAAAGUGGUUAAAUUCUUUGAGAAACAAAGUCUCACAAUUCACGAGAGUUUGCAGGGACAUGAAUUCAGCCACGAGAGGACUUGGAUAAAUCUUGCUCAUUAACACAGGGGCUUGCAGACUGACUGCUUAAUUGUGAAUUGAGUUUGACUUAUAGUCAAUCUUAAAGGUAAAAUAAAGUAAUUGCAGCAAACAAUUAUUUCAUGAGAACGCUUUUCAAAUCAAGGUUAAUUACCACCAUAUUACCACAGAUCUAGCUCUGGUACACUGAAAUCAACUCAUUGUAAAUUCAUGAAAUCUUAGCUAAAAACCGAUAAUUCUGAUGAUAACUAACAUAAAAAAGGCAUAUGUGGGACUGUGUAUUAAUAUUGCUUGGAAAAAUACCCAAUUUUAUGGGAUUCCGUGCUUAUUUUGCUCAUUUCCCAGCAAUUACAAUUAUUUUUCCAGAGCCAAUUGACACAUAUUUUUAUUUAUAUACAAACACUUGGGGGAGGUCAUUUUGGCAUUUUAUUGGCUUCUGUUCAAGCUCAUUUUGACAUCGUUACCACAACUGGUAUUUAUCUUUAAAUACCAACAUUUAGUGUUACUUGACUUAAGGCAUAGUCUCAUCAGGGACUGAUUUCAUGGGGGAGAUGAUGUGCUCACAUGCAACCAGGAAUUAAAGAGGGCCUUUAAGUCAGUCUUAAUUCUUUGUGAACUGCCCCCCCCCCCCCUUCGGUGUAAUUCCAAUUCAACAAAACCACAAACUUUGCAAAUUUUCUGUAGAUUUGGAUGCCGAUUCCUUCCAAUGGAUACUUUUCACUUUUAAUAUUCUCUGAUACUUGUUUGAAAAAAAAAACAAAGGAAA